AUGGUGACAAAGAAAUUCUAGAUGAGUUUGAAUUUUCAAUAUUUUUUCUUUAACAAAAUUGUCUUUGUCUAUGCUGAUAAAAAAAGAAAAGAUAUUUUCCAAUUUCUUUUAUCUGUUAUUCCCCAUUUCCCUUUUCUGCUUCUUCUCUUCUUUCUGAGAAGUCACAUGAAACAACAAUCUUUUUGACCAUGUGCUAAUUCCUGCGAAUACAAGUACACAAGAAACCAUUUGUGUUUCAUUUCAUUCGAUUCUUUUGUUUUACAUUUGUACAUAAUUUGAGACACUUCAGAUUCCAUUUCUUGGUUCUUUGUUUUCCUCAGAAUAUAAACUCUUACUUGGAUUCAACGCUUUCUUGUUUUCUCAGUUCAUAGUAUUUGUGCUGAUUUUGAUUGAGAACGUUCGAAGUUGAUUACAAAAUGGUUUCGGUUGAUAAUAAUGGUAAAGAUGUAAUUGAGGAAUGUAACAAUAAUGGAAGUAAAGUGACAGAGUUUACUUCCAUAGAUAUUUCAAGUUCUCGAAGAACGUUGGUGACUGGUGAAAAUCCUGGUAGAAAGUUCCCGGGUACGUUGAGUUCUGUUCCUAAUAGGAUCAAUUUCUUGAAAUUUGGUUCUGCGUCUGCUAAGUUCAGGCGGCUUGCUACUCAGAUGGAUCAGGCUUCACAAUCUGUGCCUUCUCCAAGUUCACGUAGUUUAAGAGAACGGUUUAGUGGCAUGUUUACUAAGAAACUCGACUGGGAUUCGAUUAAGAAGAUGGCGAUAGAAUGGAUUAGGAACCCAAUGAACAUGGCCCUUUUUGCGUGGAUCUUAGUUGUUGCCAUUUCCGGUGCAAUCCUUUUCCUUGUCAUGACUGGCAUGUUGAAUGCUGCGAUUCCGAAGAAAGAGACAAGGAAUGCAUGGUUUGAAGUAAACAAUCAAAUACUCAACGCGCUGUUUACGCUGAUGUGUUUGUAUCAGCAUCCGAAGAGAUUCUACCACCUUGUACUUCUGUGUAGAUGGAGUCCAACAGAUAUCAUCAAACUUAGAAAGGAGUAUUGCAAAAAUGGAACUUAUAAGCCUCAUGAAUGGACACACAUGAUGGUAGUGGUAAUUCUCGGUCAUGUGAACUGUUUCGCUCAAUAUGCACUUUGCGGUCUAAACAUAGGGUAUAAAAGAUCUCAGCGCCCAGCCAUCGGAGUUGGAAUAUGUAUAUCUUUUGCAAUCGGUGCACCUGCAAUUGCUGGUCUAUAUACCAUUCUUAGUCCACUAGGUAAAGAUUAUGAUUCUGGAUCGGACGAAGAAUCACAGGUUCAAAUUUCUGCUGCUCAAAAGCGAGAGCAAAUGAAAGUGAUGUCAUUUGAGAGGAAAUAUUCAUUUGCAUCAAAAGAUCAACGAAGGACUGUCGUAAGUAGACCACAGUGGAGUGGAGGAAUACUUGACAUUUGGGAUGAUAUCUCUCAUGCAUAUCUAUCACUUUUCUGUACUUUUUGUGUCUUCGGUUGGAAUAUGGAGAGACUUGGCUUUGGAAACAUGUAUGUUCACAUUGCCACUUUUAUGCUGUUCUGUAUGGCUCCAUUUUGGAUUUUCAUCUUAGCUGCUGUUAAUAUCGAGGAUGACACCGUUAGGCAAGCUUUAGUAGGUGCUGGAAUCGUUCUAUGUUUUUUCGGUAUGCUCUAUGGUGGAUUUUGGAGAAUCCAAAUGAGAAAGAGGUACAAUUUGCCUACUUAUGACUUCUGUUGCGGCAAGCCUACAGUUUCUGAUUGCGCACUUUGGCUAUGUUGUUGUUGGUGCUCUCUUGCUCAAGAAGUACGGACGGGGGAUGCCUAUCAUAUUGUAGAUGAUAAAUUCUUCAGCAAAGAAAUGAACACUGUUGACCAACCACCGAUUUCACCUUUGCAUCGCGAAGGGGUUGCAUCAAAUAAAUCUGGCACAAGUUCCCCUCUUGGGGUCAAUUCUUCUCCUUCUAAAUUCAAGCCGUCGAGUCCUCUAAGUUCUAGCAGUUUCUUUACAAAUAGUUCAGAUGGUCCACUGCCUAGUGUAAAAGAAGGGGUAUCUGAAAAAGAUAGAGAUGUAACAAUGAAUCCACCAACUCCACCAUUGAUACAAAGAGAAUCUCCUUAGUCCCUGAAGAUAAAACCACGAAAAUCCUGUCAGCCUGCUCAUACACGUUUAUAUCAACCUGUGUAUUUGAGAAGGCAUGUUUUAGCUGACGAUUAUCAGCUCCAUCAUGUAAUUGAUUUAGUAAAUGCAUGUGUCAGACCAAAGUACUUUCUUUCUUGAUUGAGGCUUUCUUUCUUAAAAUGAUUGUGAAGAGCAUUGUACAGUACAUUCUUAACCGUGCGUUCCUUCUUGUAAAAGUACAAUUUCGACUGGAUAUAACGCCAGGUUUUGUUUCCAACUUGUCUAUAUUGGAUGAAAUGCUUGUACAGCUUUCCUGGUUCUAUCCAAGAAACAAGCUGAUUAGUUUGUAAGAAUGAUAAUGCAUGAAUUUGUUGAUUUUCCUUGUGUA
Trifolium pratense (red clover) is the source of this 2484-nucleotide messenger RNA. RefSeq lists its product as uncharacterized. Gene Ontology annotation, biological process: sesquiterpene biosynthetic process. The coding region runs from base 417 to 2096 and encodes 559 amino acids. The record is from RefSeq and is a predicted model, not a curated record. Lineage: Eukaryota; Viridiplantae; Streptophyta; Magnoliopsida; Fabales; Fabaceae. Gene Ontology annotation, molecular function: cyclase activity. The transcript is spliced from 2 exons.